Bipolaris sorokiniana ND90Pr is the source of this 1216-nucleotide messenger RNA. RefSeq lists its product as uncharacterized. Lineage: Eukaryota; Fungi; Ascomycota; Dothideomycetes; Pleosporales; Pleosporaceae. Gene Ontology annotation, cellular component: chromosome; cytoplasm. The record is from RefSeq and is a predicted model, not a curated record. Gene Ontology annotation, biological process: double-strand break repair via homologous recombination. The annotation marks the transcript as partial. The transcript has 2 exons. Gene Ontology annotation, molecular function: 3'-5' DNA helicase activity; four-way junction helicase activity.
ACAGCUGUGCUAAAGGGAUCGUGUACUGCCGCAGUCGUCAGCUUUGUGAUGAGAUAGCUACAGCGAUGGGCUGCAGUAGCUAUCACGCAGGUGUAGGUUCUCGUACGGCAAUACUAGAGCAGUGGCGGCAGCGUGGUGGGCUAAUUGUGUGUACGUCUGCGCUAGGAGUAGGAGUAGAUAUCGCAGGGGUAGGGUUUACGCUGCAUAUCGAACAGCCAUGGAGCAUGAUUGAUUUUGUGCAGGAGAGUGGGAGAGCGCGAGGGCAGGGUAAGGCAGUGGUGCUAGCAGUAGUAGAAGAAGAGCGGCGGCAGCGAGCACAGCAGCGAGCACAGCGAGUGCGGCAGAAGCAGCAGGCAGAUGAGGCAGAUGAGACGGAGACAGAGACAGAGAUAGAGAAGGAGACGGAGACUGACGAGAGUGAAGAGAUGGAUGAUAGUCAGGCCGUAGCAAGGCUAAUACGGACGCGCGGCUGUCGGCGAAGGGCAAUUAGUCGAUAUAUGGACGGCAUAGAGGCAUCGUGUAGGCAGCUAGAAGAAGCUACAGCAGAUCAAGUGGUUGCGUGGUGCGAUAACUGCAAUCGACGCAGGGCUAGCAGCACGCAGGAGGCUAUACAGCAAGGAGUAGUAGUAGAAGCUACUACUACUACGGCAGAUACGAGCGGACAGGCAGCGUGGCAAGCAGAUGCGCAGCUGCAGGCAGUGCAGGAGAGGGUCGUACGGGCGAAGCUGAAUGAGCUAGCGCAGCAGAUAUGCCCGUACUGCUGGGGGAUACUACACGAAAUAUUUGGUGGAGAGCGUAGUGCGAGGCGGAUAGAAGAAGAGCAGGAGGCUGAGCAUAGCAUUUGGGAGUGCUGGCGGCUAAUAGAGAGAGGUGAAAGAGUACAGCAGCCGCUAGAUAGUGUACGGCGGUGGAUUCGCUAUAGUAAGGAGCUAGAUAUAUGCUGGAAAUGUGGGAUGAUACAGAAGCUGUGCGAGUGGGAGAGCGGAGAGCAGCAGCAGCAGAAGUGUAGUUGGAAUAACGUAGUAGUGCCGGUACUAUAUGGGCUACGGGAGGCGGCAGUAGCUAGAAAGCAGCUAGAGAGCGGUAGAGUAGAUACUGUGAUUGAACAAGGUGGGUUCAAUAUAGAAGUAGAAGAGAGUAGAGAGAGUAGAGAGAGUAGAGAGAGUAGAGAGAGUAGAGAGAGUAGAGAGAGAAGAUUUGGGCAGUGGAUUGGGCA